This is a messenger RNA of Sinocyclocheilus grahami, 2247 nucleotides long. It is a transcript of the gene api5, whose product is annotated as apoptosis inhibitor 5. Lineage: Eukaryota; Metazoa; Chordata; Actinopteri; Cypriniformes; Cyprinidae. Gene Ontology annotation, molecular function: RNA binding. Bases 245 to 1831 code for a protein of 528 amino acids. The transcript has 14 exons. Gene Ontology annotation, cellular component: nucleus. Gene Ontology annotation, biological process: negative regulation of apoptotic process. The record is from RefSeq and is a predicted model, not a curated record.
UCAAUCAUCUCCCAAAAGCGCCGAAGAAGCCGUUCAUCCCGCCGCCGCACAGAGCAACAAACCCAAGCUGGCGGACUGCACGCGAGAACAACUAUCGCUUCCUAAAUAACAUCCUACUGCAGCCCACAUUACAUCUGUGCUUUAAUACUGUGACGCGUUUGAAGACAUUUCGAGCGGAUACAGCGGGAGGAGCAGCAAAACCGCCGUUAUUCAUUGAAAGCCCUUGGUGAAGUCGGACACGCUGAUGGCGGCGACAGUGGAGGAGCUCUACCGUAACUACGGCAUCCUCGCCGACGCGAAAGAGGAUCUCAGCAAACACAAAGAUGCUUAUCAGGUCAUUCUGGAUGGAGUUAAAGGAGGUCCAAAGGAGAAGCGACUGGCUGCGCAGUUCAUUCCCAAAUUUUUCAGCAGUUUUCCAGAGCUGGCCGAUGCAGCCAUCAACGCACAGCUUGAUCUGUGUGAGGAUGAGGAUGUAUCUAUCAGAAGGCAGGCUAUCAAAGAACUGCCCCGUUUCGCAGCAGGAGAGAAUUUACCCAGAGUCGCAGACAUCCUCACACAGCUGCUGCAGACAGAUGAUUCUGCUGAAUUCAGUCAAGUCAGCACAGCUUUGAUCUCUAUAUUCAAAAUUGAUGCAAAAGGAACUUUGGGAGGCUUGUUCAGUCAGAUCCUGCAGGGAGAAGAUAUUGUUCGGGAAAGAGCGAUUAAGUUUCUCUCUACUAAGUUGAAAACAAUGCCGGAUGACACAAUGACAAAAGAGGUGGAGGAUUACAUCUUCACAGAGACAAAAAAGGUCCUAGAGGAUGUGACAGGAGAGGAGUUUGUGCUUCUUGUGCGUAUCCUGUCCGGACUGAAGAGCAUGCAGACUGUGAGCGGGCGGCAGCAGCUGGUGGAGCUGGUGGUGGAGCAGGCAUUUCUGGAGCAGGUGCUAAACCCCACAGAUGCAGACAGCGUCGACCGACUCCUGCAGUGCACACGCCAGGCCUUACCACUCUUUUCUAAAAAUGUGCAUUCCACUCGCUUUGUGACAUACUUCUGUGAAUUUGUUCUGCCCAACCUCAGUCUGCUCACCAGCCCUGUAGCAGAAUUGGACAUCCAGCUGGAGGUACUCAAGUUAUUAGCAGAGAUGAGUCCGUAUUGUGGCGACAUGGACAAACUGGAGGUCAAUCUCAACAUGCUGUUUGAGAAGCUAUUGGAGUUCAUGCCCCUGCCUCCAGAGGAGGAGAACGGAGAGAAUGCUGCCAAUGAAGAGCCCAAGCUGCAGUUCAGCUACGUGGAGUGUCUGCUCUUCAGCUUCCAUCAGCUGGGCAAAAAACUACCUGACUUUCUUAUUGACAAAAUCAGCACAGAGAAGCUGAAGGACUUCAAGAUCAGGUUACAGUACUUUGCACGGGGGCUCCAAGUAUAUAUUCGACAACUGCGUGUUGCUUUGCAAGGCAAGACUGGAGAUACAUUAAAGACAGACGAGAAUAAAAUCAAAGUUGUGGCUUUGAAGAUCACCAACAACAUAAAUGUUUUAAUCAAGGAUCUGUUUCAUAACCCUCCAUCCUAUAAAAGCACAGUCACUCUGUCCUGGAAACCGGUGCAGAAGACAGAGGCAGCAUCAAUCGGCCAGAAGAGGCAGUCAGGAGAAGACAUUGGGGCAACAGCCACAACAAAGAAGCUUCCCACAAAUCUGCCCAGGAGGAACGCCCGACAAAUAUACAAUCCGCCCAGUGGGAAAUACAGCGCCAGCAUUGGGAACUUCUCUUACGAACAACAAGGAGGCUUCAGGGGUGGCCGAGGACGAGGCUUCGGAGGAAGAGGCAACAGAAGCCGAGGCCGGAUUUAUUAAGAGGACUGCAUAUGCUUCUAUACCCAUGCAACUGCAUUACCACAACACAUUAUCUUUGACAGUUUCUCCCGUCUGGUCCUUCCUGCAUCUUACAGCCCUCCAUCCAUCCUUUUUCUCUCCACAUUUUUUCUUAAUUUUGUUCUUGGGUGUGUUUUUGAAAAUCCAUUCUCAGCCUCCUGUCAUUGGUUAUCCCGUUGGUUACAAAUGUGUGGCUUGUUUUUCUUUCUGGAUCAUCUUUGUGGAACAAAAAACUGCCAAGGUGUGUUUUCCUUCCUUUUUUAAAGUUUUUGUAUGGUGACAUGCAUCCUUUGUGUCUUUUCUUUUUUUAACUUUUUAAUUUUUCAGAGUUUUUUGUUGGAUCAAAAAAUCACAGAUUUGUAAGAAGUAAAAAAAUUAUCCUUCUGAAUUUUCUCAAA